UAUGUGUGUGUGUGUGUGUGUCAGAGGCGGAAGUGGAGUGACAGGUCGACUCCACACAAACAAAACAGGCCCCGGCUGACGCAUGUGAUUUAAAUGUGCCCUGUGCACUCAAGAGGAGAGAGCUAAGGUUGCACAUCGCUUCACCUGGGACUGCCCACAGGCUGUGAUUGGAGGCGUUCAGGUGCAGCAGGAGAGAAACCUGAGAAGCUGCGAUCAGCUCACCUGUGAGCCACGCCCAUCUUUGUCUCCUUGCAGUUUGUGUUGUGUUGGCGUGCGACAGAGAUGGCAGCGGCAACUAUUUCUGUCGAGCAGGACCAGUUCUGUUGCUCGGUGUGCCUGGAGAUUUUGAGGGACCCGGUGACGAUUCCCUGCGGACACAGUUACUGCCUGGACUGCAUCGAGGAUUACUGGAACACAGCCAAGCAGAAGAACCACUACAGCUGCCCUCAGUGCAGGCAGGUGUUCAACCCGCGACCUCUGCUGAGUAGAAACACAGUCCUGGGUGAAGUGGUGGAAAAGUUUCAGCAGAGUGAAUCCUCUCUAGUCGCAGCCCAGCCCUCACUGGCCAAACCGGAGGAGGACGACGUGAAGUGCAGUGUUUGUAAAGGGAGGAAGAGCAGAGCGGUGAAGUCCUGCCUGGUGUGUGUGGAGUCUUUCUGCGCGGCUCACCUGAGAGUGCACGAGGAACGCUUCCGCGGGAAGACGCACAGACUGAUCCCAGCGUCGGGUCGGCUGAGGGAGAAGUUGUGUCCGCACCAUGACAAACUCAUGCGGCUGUUCUGUCGCACGGACCAGCACAGUGUUUGCUCUCAGUGUGUCCGAGAGAGACACAAGGGCCAUGACGCAGUCUCUGCGGCACACGAGAGAACGACGCAACAGAAAAAACUCCAAGAGUCCUCUUUGAAGUCUGUCCUGAAAUUGAAGGAGACAGAGAAGGAGCUGAGGUACAUAAUCAGAUACAUUAAGCACGCCACAGAGGCGGCGGUGGAGGAGAGCGAGAGGAUUUUCUCCAGGCUCAUCCGCUCCUUAGAGAAGCAGAGCAGCGAGGUGACGGAGCUGAUCCGGGUCCAGGAGAGAGCAGCUGUCAGUCAGACCGAGGAGCGGCUGGAGAAGGUGCAGAGGGAGAUGGUGGAGCUGAGGAGGACCGAGGCCGAGCUGGAGAAGCUCUGUCACAAUGACGAUCACAUCCACUUCCUCCAGAAGUGCAAGUCUUUGCAUUUCCCCACAAAGACGGUGGAGACGCCCAGUGUGGACACACUUCCAUAUUUAAUGUACAAAACCAUGAGGGAAGGCCUGGCUGACGUGAAGGACAGUGUGGAUGAAAUAUUCCAAAAAGAAUUCAACAGAGUCUCCGAAAAAGUGAUUUCACUGAAGGAGAGCAGCAAUCAUGGCUCCUCUGAAAAGACCAAAGCAGUUAAAAGUGUGGACAUCCCAUACAACACGGAACCAAAGACGAGAGGCGACUUCUUACAGUAUUACAACGACAUAACCUUUGACCCAAACACAGCCAAUCCUUAUUUGUGCUUCUCCGACGGCCUGAGGGGAGUGACCACGCGCUCAGAGCCACAGCCCUACCCCGAGCACCCGGACCGCUUCACCAGCUGGGCCCAGGUGCUGUGCAGAGCCGGCAUGGCAGGACGCUGUUACUGGGAGGUAGAGUGGACGGGAAACGGAGGGGCUUCCAUGGGCGUCUGCUACAAAAACAUGAGCAGGAGUGGAGGCGGCAGCGAUAGCAAACUGGGGCACAACUCCAAAUCCUGGAGCCUGGACUGUUCCUACUCGCUCUCUUCAUUUCAGCACAACAAGGAGAGUGUGGCCAUCCCAGGUCCCAGCUACAGCAGGGUAGGAGUGUACCUGGACUUUAGAGGUGGGACUUUAACCUUCUAUGGCGUCUCCGACACCAUGGUGUUACUUCAUAAAGUCAAGACUACGUUCACACAGCCUGUAUACCCGGGGUUUUGGAUUGGAUUAGGUUCAAGUUUGAAGCUCAUUUCUCAUUAAACUUAACCUUGUAAAUAAGACAUUUCACUCAGAGUAAUGAAACUGAAAGAUGUGUGUGCUCAAAUCUUUGAUUUAUUAAACCUGGAAGUGAGGAGCAGAACUGUGGAGCUUAGAUCUUGUUGAAGGCAGCUACAUCUACACUCUGGACCUGCAGAGGAAAUAAAAACAACAUGUGUCAACAUCAUGUGCAUGUGAAAUUGUGCUAUUGUGAUGUAAUGUAUCAAACUGUUAUUUAAAAAUCAAAUAAAGGCUUUUAAUGUCA
Solea senegalensis (Senegalese sole) is the source of this 2263-nucleotide messenger RNA. RefSeq names its product tripartite motif-containing protein 16-like. The record is from RefSeq and is a predicted model, not a curated record. Gene Ontology annotation, molecular function: protein binding; zinc ion binding. Lineage: Eukaryota; Metazoa; Chordata; Actinopteri; Pleuronectiformes; Soleidae. The transcript is spliced from 7 exons. Bases 283 to 2001 code for a protein of 572 amino acids.